AUGUAUUUUGCUAAAAAAAAGCUUUAUCAUCUUAUAAAGAAAAUGUUGAUCUUCUUCCUUGGUACCUUAUUCGCACCAUGUUUGGCCGUUCCGGGACCGGUCCUGAGUGCACCGCAAGGUUUUGCAUAUGCUGUUGACGUCGACAAGGCUCUACCCCCGAGUUUCUUCGAAUGCGUAAAACGUGCCGGUUACAGUGCAGUCUUCACCAGAGCCUAUGACCCUACAGGUGCAGGCAGAUUUGAUUCAAAUGCAGUCAAUAACAUUCGUAAUGCCAAGAAGGCUGGUCUUGAGACAGAGGUGUUUAUGACACCAAACGUUCGUUCGCUCAAAAACGGUAAGAAACAGUUCACAGAACUCUACCGUGGACUAAAGAAACAAAAAAUUGAGGUGAAGACCGUUUGGCUUCAGGUCUCCUCAUCUAUGAACUGGAAGAACAGCACUAGAGCGAACAUUGCGUUCCUAAAGGAUAUCCUCGAUAAGGCAAAGAGCUAUGAUGUAACAAUUGGCUUCUACACAAAUGCGUACGCUUGGUCGAAAAUAGCAAAUGGUGCAUGGGUGCAGAAUCCGUUGUUGUGGUACUGUAAGGUGAACGGAGAGGGCUCAAGUGGUGAGACUGAAGCCAACUUUAGCGAUUUCGAACCAUUUGGAAACUUCGUGGAGCCGAGAGUUAAACAAUUCGGUAAAAUGGUAGAAGUCUGUGGAGUCACUGUAAACAAAAACAUCUACACACUAAACCAGUCGAUGCACUUCCUUGCACCAUCUGCAGAAGAGCACGAAUUGAUUCAAAAGUUUUUACGGACACGUAUGGGUGUUCCCCAUGUACCCACAGCAUUCAUACUUCGCGAGAGAGACGGCGAAUCCGUGAGGGACCGCAGCCUAUGGUAA
This is a messenger RNA of Necator americanus (New World hookworm), 885 nucleotides long. RefSeq lists its product as uncharacterized. The transcript is spliced from 14 exons. The coding region runs from base 1 to 885 and encodes 294 amino acids. Lineage: Eukaryota; Metazoa; Nematoda; Chromadorea; Rhabditida; Ancylostomatidae. Gene Ontology annotation, molecular function: lysozyme activity. Gene Ontology annotation, biological process: innate immune response; peptidoglycan catabolic process; cell wall macromolecule catabolic process. The record is from RefSeq and is a predicted model, not a curated record.